Molecule: messenger RNA, 1458 nt
Organism: Manis javanica (Malayan pangolin)
Lineage: Eukaryota; Metazoa; Chordata; Mammalia; Pholidota; Manidae
Source: RefSeq, a predicted model, not a curated record
GAAAGGGAAUAGAACCAGAGUUCUGAAGAGCUGUAGGUAAAUGGCUAGGUUCUUUAAAGGGAGAAGAUGGAGGCAUUCUGUCUGGAGGGAUCCCAGACAGCUGAAAGUUGCAAAGCCCUGGAGGGAGACUUGCACAGUUCAGGGCAGGGGACCCACCCCCUUAACCCUGGGGACACAAGGAAUGACCAGGCAGCCUACCAGACUACCCCUUUACCACACAUGCACACCCUUGACCUCAGUUUCUCUCACCUGUACCAGCCAUCUCCGCCCACUGGGGGGCGGGGCUCGAGGACGAUGCUGGUAGCUAUUCUAUAGCCUCCAGAGGCAGCAGUUCGUACCAAACUGCCUACUGGGGUGGAGUCUUACCCCAUGACUGGACCCAGGCUCCCAAACUACUCACUGGUGCCAGGCAGUGGUGAAGGCGGGCCCAGAGGGCCAGCGCCAGUUCGGGUUGACACUCCGAUCUGGUUGAGCGCCCAUGCAGCCCCCGGCCGCCUGAUGGUCCAGCCGGGGAUCGGACCGGCAGUCUGUCCAGGCCCUGAGAUGUGGGAGGUGCCCCUGAGUCCGCAGACUUACGAAUUCCGGGGCGAGAUGGUGCCCUGCGAGCGCCUGGUCAGAGCUGGCGAGGCGCGGGCCUGGCUCCCCAAUCCCUUUCAGGGCGCCAUCCCUGGGCCCUAUGUCACACUGCGGAGCAUUCCCAGUUUGGCACUGCCAGAGGACAUCUCAGCCAUAGUGAAAGAGAUGGAGCAGCUGGCCAAGGAGCUCAGGCAGAAGAGGAUGACCCUGGGGUACUCGCAGGCCGAUGUGGGAUUCGCCUUGGGGGCUCUUUUUGGAAAGGAGCUUAGCCAGACAACCAUCUGCCGCUUUGAGUCCCAGCAGCUCAGCCUGGCCAACAUGUGGAAGCGGCAACCACUGCUGAAAAUGUGGCUGGAGGAAGUGGAUACCAAGAACCUGCUGGUCUUAUGAAGAGUGGAGAUGAUCCUGCAGCAAGCUCGGAAAUGAAGAUGGGCAAGCAGGGAGCGGCGCAUCAGAAACAACCUGGAGAAACUCUUCCUGCAGUGCCCAAAGGCCACAGCCCAGCAGAUCAGUUGCAUCGCUGCGGAGCUCCAGCUGCAGAAGGACCUGGUCCGAGUUUGGUUCUAUAACCGGAGCAGGAUGAGCAGUCAGCCAGCCAGAUAUUUCUCCCCACCAGAGGAGGGGGCGGCAAUCGGACCUCCCUUCCCAGGGGGACUGGUGUGCUUUCCCCUGUCGUCAGGGCUCCAUUUUGGUUCCCCUUACUAUGGGGGCCCCUACUUUACACCCUUGUACCCCUCUGCCCCUUUCCGUGUGGGGGGAGCCCUCCUCUCUGCCCCGGCCACCAACCUGGGCCUUCCCAGGCCUUCAAGCCAAGGGGCCUGCCCUUCUGGGGAGGACCACGCUGGGGAAACCAGUCCCUGGCAUUCCUUCCUGGGCUUUUAG